This is a messenger RNA of Priapulus caudatus, 609 nucleotides long. Its product is annotated as fasciculation and elongation protein zeta-2-like. Bases 4 to 609 code for a protein of 201 amino acids. The record is from RefSeq and is a predicted model, not a curated record. Gene Ontology annotation, cellular component: cytoplasm; axon. Lineage: Eukaryota; Metazoa; Priapulida; Priapulimorpha; Priapulimorphida; Priapulidae. The transcript has 4 exons.
AAGAUGAGGGGACCAAAGAUGGCGGAGCUGAAAUUUGAAGCUCCUCUUGCAAAAUUUGAUACAGAUGAGUGGUUAGAUUUCGAAGAUCACCAAGGUUCAGAAGAAGUAAAUAACCUUAACCGAAGACAGGUUAGGUCCGUUCAAGGGUCUACCGAUAACCUAUUGUCAGAUAAUUUUAGUGAAACGGUGUCUGAUUCAUUGGAAGAUCUUGUCAGCUCUUUCGAUGAGAAAAUUACAAAAUGUUUCAAGAAUUACGCAGAGAAAACUGACAAAAUAGCUCCAGUGCAAAUCAGAACACAGGAAGAAAUCAUGAACGAUUGCCAAAUGUGGUGGACUAUUACUGGCAACUUCGGUAACAUACUUCCCAUAGACUGGUCCAAGUCAUAUGCCAGACAGUUGCACAUGCCUUCACUAAAUCUAUUUGGAAGAAAGGACUCUGACCAUGACAACUUGGACAUGUCUGAUGAUGAGGAAUUGGCUCAGGCGUUUGACAUGCAUUCUUUGAUUGUGUCAUCUACGAACCAGGAGCCAGUUGUGUCAGCUGAUGACGUUAUUGAUGAAAUAGAUGAAAUCAUGCAGUUCUUUGUCCCAAGUCAGGAUUGUGAUUGA